AUGCUUGAAUCGCCACAAAAUGAAGUAGCAGGCACGCUCAACAGUGAAGGACAAAUCCCACAUGCUUCGAAUCCUUUCGAUGACCAGACUCUCAAGCAAUCACCAUCGAGUUUGCGUUCCAGCUCCCUUCCUUUCGACGGUCGACCAUUGAAGCCAUCACCGUCAAGCUCGCGUUCGAGCUCCCUCCCGUUCGACGGCCGACCCUUGAAGCAAUCGCCAAAAGGCUCGAAACCGCCCAUUCCUCCGAAAUCUCCUCUUCGCCCGCAAUCCUCAAUCCCACCGCUGUCAACAUCGGUACCUUCGCAGGACCUAGAGGCGGACGAUUCUGGAUCAGAAGGCACGAGCAUUAACUCCACCGGAACUCAGGUACAUCACAAGCCUUCGACAACCACGGAUGAGCAGCGUCUUGCAGAACAGGAUUUGCUUAGGCAGCUUGGGAUGAGGCUUUCCUAUUUCUCCGAUUUCGGUUUGGUUCCUGUGCCUGGAGGAGCCCGAGUCAACAACGAAGAGUCGUCAUCUAUUGAGCAAGAUGACCUGCGUCGAGUUCCAUCAGGCCCUGGCGAUAGUAAUGGUCAGGCCAAUCAGAUCUCUUCCUUGACUGCCACGGACUCGACCAAGACUGCCUCGCAACCUCAUGACAUUACAAGGAAAGCUUCAGUUGCUAGUGGCUUUUGCUAUGGGCAAUUUGUGACGAAGCUGUCGUACGAUGAAGAUGACUCCCCUUCUGUUGCUGCAUUGAAAGCAGUGGAAAGCCAGAAGAAGAAGUCUUGGUGGAAGCGAUUGACUUGGAUGCGGUAG
Aaosphaeria arxii CBS 175.79 is the source of this 798-nucleotide messenger RNA. RefSeq lists its product as uncharacterized. Bases 1 to 798 code for a protein of 265 amino acids. The record is from RefSeq and is a predicted model, not a curated record. The transcript has a single exon. Lineage: Eukaryota; Fungi; Ascomycota; Dothideomycetes; Pleosporales.